UUUUUCCGGUCUCCGAUCGCAGUUGUUCGUGAGAUUACAAAUGAAAACAAUAUUCUACUGGGUAGGCGUAAAUUAAGUGAAAAAAUCUUGCGUAUGUAGCACCCGAAACUGCGCCACAAUGAAUCACAAACUGUUGUACAGUAUUACGCUAGUGAUAAUAUUCCAUGUAGCCACUACGCAGAGCCAAUCGUACGAAGAUAAACGGUGCAAAUGCAUCUGCCCGAGCUUCAAGACGGCGGACAACACCACGCAGGAGGGAACCGACCGGAUGCUCAUAAUCGAUAAUGUCCCACCGAACAAGUGCAACUGCGACGGUGUCAUCCUGCCCCGGCUUGUGGGCAAAAUCAAGGGCAAUGGGCAGGAGAUCUGUCCGCGGUGCGAUUGCAAGUACGAGAAUCGCAACACGACCAUCAUCAAGGUGGUGGUCAUCAUUGUGAUAUGGAUCAUUUCGCUGCUCGUUAUCUACAUGCUGUUCCUGAUGUGUUUGGAUCCACUGCUGAACAAGCGCGUGAAAGCGAACUACCAGGAGCACACGAACGAAGAUGACGACACCGCCGUCACCGUGGGCAAUGGGCAGGAUAUGCACGUGCGGGAGAACAACGUGCUGAACCGGGUCGGCCACCAGCAGGACAAGUGGAAGCGACAGGUACGGGAGCAGCGGCGCAACAUCUACGACCGGCACACGAUGCUGAACUGAGAAACGGACAGUGACGACGAGCCAAAACGAGUAAACCCCAUCCAUCACACAACACGCCGAAUGUGCAAUGUUUUGUAUUUCCAAUGAUCUGCAAAAGCUUUAGGAAGACGGGCAGCGGUUAUUCCAUGUUUUUUACCCUAAAAGCAUUGUGUCCGGACAAGCUUAUUACUGGAAGAUGUUGAACUAAAAGCUACUUUUGUUGUUUUGGUAAUUUAUGUAUUGUUGUGUAGAGUCGCUAACCCGUAUCCCGAAUGUAAUAACUGUGGCCGGAAAACGUGCGAUAUGAGUGCGGGUCCGGUCGGUUGAAGAAUAAACCAACUUAGACUUUAUAGAUUGUA
Molecule: messenger RNA, 1035 nt
Organism: Anopheles arabiensis
Lineage: Eukaryota; Metazoa; Arthropoda; Insecta; Diptera; Culicidae
Exons: 4
Coding region: 119-697 (192 amino acids)
Cellular component (GO): lysosomal membrane
Source: RefSeq, a predicted model, not a curated record